CGCGCCCCGAGGGGCGAGAGGAGCGGGCCGGCGGGUGCGAUUGGCUGGGCCGGCCCCUGGCGCGCCUCCGAUUGGGCGGCUCGCACGCCGCUGGCGGCACGGGGAGGUGGCGAGAGGGUGGUCGGCAUGGAGGCCGCGGUGUCCGACGUGGGGGUCUGCAACUUGGCCUACGCCGGGCGCCUGGACGAGCUGCGGACGCAGCUGCUGCGCGACAGGGCCUUGGCCACAAAGGCCGACCAGGACAGCCGGACCGCGCUGCACUGGGCCUGCUCGGCGGGACACACGGACGUCGCAGAGCUCCUCCUUGGCCUCGGCGUGCCUGUGAACGAUAAGGACGAUGCUGGCUGGACUCCCUUACACAUUGCCUCCUCGGCAGGCCGUGAUGAAAUUGUGAAAGCCCUCAUUGCCAAAGGUGCUCAUGUAAAUGCUGUCAAUCAGAACGGCUGCACGCCUCUGCAUUAUGCAGCCUCCAAAAAUAAGCAGGAGAUUGCAAUCAUGCUUUUAGAGAAUGGAGCUGAUCCAAAUGCAACAGAUCAUUUUGAAUCCACUCCACUACACAGAGCAGCAGCCAAAGGAAACCUAAAAAUGGUACGGAUCCUUCUGCAGCACAAGGCAUCUGUUAAUAUACAGGACUCUGAAGGAAACACUCCUCUCCAUUUAGCCUGUGAUGAAGAGCGAGUGGAGGAGGCAAAGCUGCUGGUGUCUCAUGGUGCAAGUAUUCAUAUUGAGAAUAAAGAAGAACUGACUCCCCUGAAAGUGGCCAAAGGUGGCCUGGGAACCAUACUGAAGCGAAUGGUGGAAGGGUAGUGGGGACUUCUGGCUUGAGGCUCUCUCCUGUCGCACUUGUAUUUAAGACUGCAAACUUCUUACUUUGAUAGUUCCACCAGGAUAUCUUGUGUGGGCAUCAGCGUGGUAAUAAACUGUGCAGCUCUAGCUUUCCUUUGAGUACAGUGCCAAAAGGAACUGUUUGUACUUCCUGUUAGCUAAAUAGAUCACCAGGUUUAAAGUACUUUUCAGUAUCAUGCAGUUUUCUUUCAGUUGACAGGAUGAUCUGUAUAAAUGUGGUCAUUCCUGCUAUUUCAGAACCUAGUUUAGGAUUCUUUCCAUCAAACAACAGGACCAAAAAUACUGUAACCAUUUAAAGUCAGUUUUAUUUUGGAAGCUUAUUCUAGCCUUUUCUUUUGUUCCUUUGGUUUUUUUUGGAGGGGAGUUGUUUGUUUUUUGUGGGUAUUAGUUCUUUUCCUUCAAAUUAUUCUAAACUACACCUCUCCCUUUGUAGAAUGCUGUUUGCUCAGUUUCUUGGAUAAUUGUGUCCUUUUUUACUCUUGUUAAUCUGUUCAUGUGAGCUGUGAGUGUUAAAAGCUUUUCUGUUGUUACCUAUUGUUAUCUUGGAACACAUGUAUGUGGUGAAGUGCACUGGACUGCUUGCAGGAUGCAGGUUCAGUUUCAGGGUUGCCUCUGCAAAUACACUGUUAAGUAAUGGAUGGCUCUGGAUGCUUCUCUUGGAUGCACUUGGGGUCUUAUUUCCUCUUGCUCCUUGUGGAUUUCUUUUCCUGUUCUGUUUGACUCCUGUAGCACUGGCGUUCACAGCUUACCAUUGUAUUUUAAAACAGAAGGCUGUGGUUUGAUCUGUUGUUUACUCAUAGCAAAUCCUGGUAUUAAGGUAUUGGAAGCAAAGCUAAUGAGACUGAGUCUGAAAAGUGGUCUUUUGUUCUGAUGUUGGCAAGGUCACUUUUGACACUGGUGAGAGAGGUUUCCCCCUUCUGAAGUAAUGAUGCUGAUGAAAUUCUGUGAAAUAAAGAACUUUCCUAAACAGCA
This is a messenger RNA of Colius striatus (speckled mousebird), 1818 nucleotides long. It is a transcript of the gene PSMD10, whose product is annotated as proteasome 26S subunit, non-ATPase 10. The transcript is spliced from 5 exons. The record is from RefSeq and is a predicted model, not a curated record. Lineage: Eukaryota; Metazoa; Chordata; Aves; Coliiformes; Coliidae. Bases 127 to 807 code for a protein of 226 amino acids. Gene Ontology annotation, molecular function: fatty-acyl-CoA binding; protein binding.